AUUGUUGUCCGCCAGGCUGCAGUGACUUGAGUAUUCUGCUGUGAGCUGCUGAUGGGACAGAAGAAACACUCACCUGGAACAGGACUGUCCUCCACAGCAGUGUCAAACAACAAUGAAGAGUCUGAAGGCAAAGUUUAAAAAGAAUGAGAGUCAGGACUGGAGUAAGAGUGAUGAGAGGCUCCUGCAGGCUGUGGAGCAGAAUGAACCCGACAAAGUCUCAGCUCUUAUCGUCAAAAAAGGUCUCUGUCCUACCAAACUGGAUGCCGAGGGCAAGUCGGCGUUCCACCUCUGUGCAUCUCGAGGCCGGUUAGACUGUCUGGAGGUUAUCAUCACUCAAGGAGCAGACCUCAAAGUCCCUGAUGGUGCUGGCUUCAGCGCCCUUCACCUUGCAGCCAAAAAUGGCCAAUCAGAGUGUUUAAAGAGACUCUUACAGGAGAGAUUACCAGUAGAUUGCACCGACAGCAUUGGUAGGACACCGCUUCAUCAUGCAGCGGUUAGUGGCUGCCUGUCCUGCACUGAGACCCUGUGGGACUUUGAAGCUGAUCUGAAUGUCCAGGAUGGGGACGGAGCCACUCCUUUGAUCUUAGCAGCCCAGAUGAGCAGAGUGGAGCUGUGUGUCUUUCUGUUGGGUCGAAAUGCCAAUGCAAAUAUACAAGACAACCAGGGAAGGUCUGCACUAAUGCUGGCGUGUGAGAGUGACAGCGUUGAGACUGUAGAAGCUCUCCUGAGAGGUGGGGCCAACACACAGCUGGUUGACGCCCUUGGACACAAAGCGGCUGACUACAGCGAAACCAAUCAACGCAUCAUGCAGAUGCUGCAGGAUGGAGCACCUCCAGCUGCUGAGGGCGCAGGCGAGGAGCCCCCCCAAGUCCCUUCAAGCACCUCAUCAGUGCAAGGGGGCACUACCCCCCGCAAACGGAAAGCUCCUCCACCGCCACGCUCUCCUCUCCAGGGUUUGCCACCCUCUCCACAGCCCCGGAGUGCUGCACCACCUGCUCCGUCCCCUGAGCCCCAGUCUCCUUCUCCCUCUCCCCAGCCUCCAGAAAUGCAGCAAUCAGGACAGGCAGAGGAUGAGGAGGUGUUUGAGGAGAUUCGACGGCUGCGUCUGGAGAGAGGCCGUCUGCUCCAAAAGAUCAAAGCCUUGGAGCAACAGCAACAGAGUGCCAUCUCUGCCUUGGAGGAGCUGUCCCAACUAAAGCGGCGUCUAGAGGAGGCAGAGGCAGAGAGAGACAAGCUGCUUGAGGAGCUGAAGGGAGGUCAUGGUAUUGGGGCCAGUGAUUCUGAGGACAUGGAUGAAAUGUUUGACUUCCCAGAGAAGCUGCUCUCUAAGCGCUCCAGAGCCUCCCCAGCUCAGGAUGAGGCCACUUCUCAAGGGGACGCAGACUCAGCCCACCCUUCUGCAGACCCAGGAACUGUUGCUGAGCUGCGCAAACAAAUAAAGGAACUUACCUCACAGAACUCUGAACUAACUCUCAAAGUGCAGAUGCUGGAGAUGUUUGAGAAGGACGACACAGACAUGCAGACCUCCAGCUCAGAUUUUGUCCCCAUAGUUCAAUAUGAGACCCUGAGGAAGGAGUUUGUAGCCCUGCAGGAGCGAUUUUCUCAGGCCCAGGCUUCAGAGUCCUCCAGCAUGGCAGAGGAGCAUGGCGAUGAGAAGUCUCUGGAAGGAGGUGCAGAGAGUGUGGGGGCUCUAAGGGAGAAGCUACAAGGCCUAGAGGAACAGUUGGCUUCCUCACAGUCUGAGCUGGAGGAGCUGAGGGAGCAGAUGCGCCUUGGGGUGCUUUCUGUGGAGUGUGGUGAAGGGGUAACAGCCGCAGCAGGUGGUGGGACUGAAGGCGGAUCUGGGGCUACAGAGGAGGGUCUGGCCCAAGAGGCACAGCAGCUGAGAGCGAGGGUGACGGAGCUAGAGGAGGAGCUAGCUAAGAGACGGGGAGAGGCAGGGGGUCAGAGCAGCCAGGACAGUGACACAAUCAAACAGCUGACGGAGAAAGUAGAGGAACUCCAAGCUGCUCUGGCCCAGAAAGAGUCUAUGAAACCAGAAGGGGAGAAGGGUGGUGAAGGAGAACAGACGGAAACAGUGAAGUGUCUCCGUGACAAAGUAGCAGAGUUGGAGGCAGCCCUGGCAAAGAGCACGACAUCAGGGGGAGGAGCAGCAGGAGAUGGAAAUCAUGUCCGUCGUCUUCAGGAGCGUUUGGGCGAACUGGAGGGAGAGCUGAGAAAAUGUGUGCCCCGCUCGGAGAUGGAGGAGGUUCAAGUGACUCUGGGGCUCCAGUGUGAGCAGUUGGCCAGGGAGAGGGCAGAUGUGGCUAGAAGGCUCAACGAGGCUCUCCUGGAACUGGAGAGACUGAGGCCUCCUCCCAGUGGAGAUGAUGAAGAGGAGGAGGAAGAAGAGGAAGUGCGCUCAGAGAGUUCUGAGCCCUCAGUCAUAUCAGAACACUCCAGACGCUCCCUGGCAGCAGUGAGAGAAGAACUGGAGGUGGCGAGACAGGAAGCAGCCCAAGCUCUGGACUGUCUGUGUGCUGAGCGGGAGGGCCGGGCACAGGAGGCCCUACAGCUGCAAGACGCAGUGCCACUUUCAAAACAUAAGGAGGCGCUGUCUGCAGUAUCAGCGCAGCUGGCUCAGACACUGCAGGAGAUCCAGGAGGAGAAGAACCUUCGUGGUCAAGCUGAGGAGCAGGUGGCCAGACUAGAGGCCCAACUGCAGACCAUGCAGGAUGCCAUACCCAAAGAGGAACAUGAGAAAAUCAAGCACUCCCUGCAGGCCAGUGAGAGCAGUGCAGCAGCAGCUCAGGAGGCUUUAAAUGAGAAAGAGAUGGAGCUGAGAGAGCUGAAGUCCCAGAAGGCCGCAGAACAGGGUCUGAUCUCCAAGGAGGACCACGAGGCCCUGCGGCUCUCUUUGCAGGCCGAGAUCAACGCCGUCACGGCCCGUUUCAACGAUCUCACUCGCAAACAUGAGAAGACCUGCACUGAGGUGUUCCAGGUGCAGAGGGAGGCUCUCUUUAAUAAGAGUGAGCGGCAAAUCGCAGAGUCCCAGCUGGCUACAGUGCAGCAGCAGCUCGCUGAAUUACAGGCCAAAUCCAGCCACAUCCAAGAGCUCCACAAGAACAUGCAGGAAUCCCAGGGCCUAGUCAAGGAGAAGGACCGUAAGAUAACAGAGCUGUCCAAGGAGGUGUUUCGGCUAAAGGAGGCCCUUGGAGCUCUGUCACCUCCACUAGGCAUCACCUCCUCCUCCCCGUCCUCCUCCUCAUCUACUCAUCAUCAUGGUAACCCUGGGCAGCAAGUGGCACUGCAGAACAGGGUCGCUGUACUCACCCAGCAGUUACAAGAUUGGGAGAGAAAGCACAAACAGGUGGUGGCUAUAUACCGCUCCCAUUUACUGGCAGCUGUACAGGGCCGAAUGGAUGAAGAGGUGCAGAAUCUACUACUCCAAAUCCUGAGGAUGUCGCAGCAGGGACACUGAACCUUACAACAUCUGCAAGUCUCUAUUUUCCUCUGGUUCCUUAGCAGGUCAGCAUAAAGCAGCACCAGCACAGGAACCCUGUGGGACCAGCAUUGUUGAGACCUUGUCUAGAAAGCCAAAUCCAACUGUUCUGCGUUCAGACAUAUCUGCAUGUGUACAAUACAGUAACCUAAACAAUAGCCUUAAGGCUUGCCUGAUAACCAAACAGGGAAAAAUAGAACUGUAGAGUGCCUUCGUAGCUGGAUAACUGAAAUGACAGCAGCUUAUAAGUCAGGGGUUUAUGGUAGCAGAGAAUGAAGGUGAAUAGAGUCGUUUUAGAAGGUAGAAUCAGGUGCAAUGAUUGUGUGACAAGCCUAUUCAUUUUAUAAAUCAUUGUUAUAAUAAAAAGAAAAAUAAAUUGCGCUUCUGUUGAUUCUGUUCUUUUUAACUUGCUUCAUGCAUACAGCAUUGUAAAUUGAAACAAAAUAGGUUUCCAAAGCCACAGCUUCCACUGUCCCUCACAUCUAUUUUUGGGUAAUGGAAAUCUAAAGUCUUAAUUUGGCUGCAGCAAGUGUGCAUGGAAAGUUGGACAGCUGGGAUUUUAACUGGGGAGCUGCUACAAUAACUGGCAGAUAUGAAGACUCACAAAUGACAAUUUGAAUUGUACCCUCUUUUUCAAUUAGUUUUAUUGACAAAAAGCCAUUAAAGUUAAUCAAAAAGGAAAAGAUCCAAGAAAUUCCUGAGAAAGCAAAAAGGAGAUCUGAAACAAUUGCAUUAAUCAUUUGGACCUCAACAAAAGCCUUGUAGCUCACCUCAUUUCUCUGUGCAUUCAUGAGGCUGCUGUUAAGAACAGUGGAGGGUCUGAUUAAAGAUAUGUUGCUUAUAACAUAGAGAGAGAUGCAUAAAGCAUAUGACCUACCUCUAGUAAGAUUUCAAAGUAUUAGAUUGGCAAAAAAUGGGGUAGGAAACUUUGUCACUGCAGCCAUGGAGCGGAAAUACACAAGCAAGUCACUGACACAUAGAGACUAAGACGGUAGGAUGAGGACAAUCAAUAAAGUGAUGUGUUCCCCUGAGCCGGGACAAUUAAUUGGUUUAAUAUGAUGUCCAAAACCACUGUCUUUAAUAUCAAUCACUGUAGACUAGUGCUAAUUAGUGGCCUGUCUGUAAAUAAAAAGACUCACUGAGGGGACUGUUGUGACGCACAUAAAGACAAUGACAGCCAUGACACAAUAAGACAGUAUAACAA
Molecule: messenger RNA, 4685 nt
Organism: Larimichthys crocea (large yellow croaker)
Lineage: Eukaryota; Metazoa; Chordata; Actinopteri; Sciaenidae
Gene: ankrd24
Product: ankyrin repeat domain 24
Exons: 23
Coding region: 113-3460 (1115 amino acids)
Molecular function (GO): actin binding
Source: RefSeq, a predicted model, not a curated record